GUCGGAGCUGGAUGCAGCUCUGUGGUAUGGCGUUGCGUAGACAAGACUACCGGCAAAGACUUGGCGAUGAAAGAGAUUUCCAUGCACACGGACAAAAAUGACAAGCAGACGGUGCUGCGCGAGGUUCUUCGGAUGUAUGGCAUAGGAACGCAUCACCCCAACCUGGUCUCAUGCUAUGAGGUCUUCUAUGCUGAGGGUUGCUUCCUUGUGGUCAUGGAGCUCAUGGACAGAGGCUCGCUGCGGGAUCAUCUCAAAAGGCAGAGGAACUCAGGCAGGGAGGUCCCGGGGCGAGUGAUGGCAGCGGUUGCCUGCGACGUCCUCUCGAGCCUCGAGUUCUUGCACGGCACGCUGGGGCUGAUACACAGGGAUGUCAAGCCAGGGAACAUUCUCAUCUCGUCCGCAGGAGGAGUCAAACUAGGAGACCUCGGUAUCUGUUCGACCGUGCAGCAAGUCCUGGCAAUGGAGCCCCCGACCUCUAGCGGGGAGGGCACAUGUGAAGACGAGAGAUGGAUAGGAACGUUGGCGUACAUGUCCCCUGAGAGGUUGGUAGGCGACAGAUACAGUCAGAAGGCUGACGUAUGGAGCCUCGGCAUUGUCGUUGCUGAAGCAGCCAUGGGAAGGUUUCCCUUGUCGUUCCCGGGGGAGAAGUGCCUUCACUUCUGGGACCUGCUAGACUUCGCCACAUCUGGUGCAUGCCCCUCUACGCAGAUUCGGUCAGACGAGCCAGCCAUGGCUGAGUUCAUAUCUAAGUGCUUGUCUCGAGAUGCUUCUUGCCGGCCCGAGGCCCACGAGCUCAGGGGGCAUGCAUGGCUG
Molecule: messenger RNA, 813 nt
Organism: Guillardia theta CCMP2712
Lineage: Eukaryota; Cryptophyceae; Pyrenomonadales; Geminigeraceae
Exons: 2
Biological process (GO): protein phosphorylation
Cellular component (GO): cytoplasm
Molecular function (GO): protein serine/threonine kinase activity; ATP binding
Source: RefSeq, a predicted model, not a curated record